AUGCCGGCGCACUCCCCACGCGACGCGGUGCUGGAGGCGGCGGCUGCGGCGAAGAACGCCGGCGCCGACGUCAUCGUCACCGUCGGAGGUGGGAGCCUCACUGAUGGGGCCAAGGUCGUGCGGAUAGCUCUUCAGGCGGAAGCCACCACCUUAGAGGAGCUGGGCAAAUACUGCUUCAAGGGAGACGUGUCUGCAGUGAAGGACACCAAGCUGAUUCCGCAGGUGUCGAUCCCGACAACGCUCAGCGCAGGCGAGUUCGCACCAUAUGCUGGCUGCACAGAUCCAGCCACCAAGGUCAAGGAGACGUACGUGUGGCUGGACGCCCUUCCGAAAGCCGUUGUUCUCGACCCGUGGCUAGCGCAGCAGACGCCGGAGUGGCUUUUCCUCUCCACGGGUCUGCGUGCAGUGGACCACUGCGUGGAGUGUUUGUGCUCCCUCUCUGGGAACCCGUACUCCGACGGCCUCGCAGCUGCUGCCCUGGCGCUGCUGGUGCGGGGUCUCCGCAAGGCGAAGGCCGAGCCGGAUGAUGUGAGCGGCAGGAACGACUGCCAGCUUGGCAUCUUCCAGUCGGUGCAGGCGUGUCAGUCUGGACCCAAAAUGGGUGCAUCCCACGCCAUCGGGCACAUCCUGGGCCCUGUCUUCGAAGUUCCGCAUGGUUACACCUCCUGCGUGGCUUUGCCGGGUGUCCUCCGAUGGAACGCGGAGGAUGAAGCGAGCUUGAAGAGGCAAAAGUUGGUCGUAGAGGCCUUCGAGCGUGCAGGUGCAGCCGAAGGUUCGGCCUCUGCGGGCGAUUGUGUGGCGAACCUGGUUAAAGAGCUGGGGCUGCCUGGAUCGCUUGCAGAUGUCGGAGUGGCACGGGACCAGCUCGAGGAGUGUGCGCGGCGCACGAUGCACGACCCGCUGGUCCCGACGAACCCCCGGAAGAUCGACGGAUGGGAG
Molecule: messenger RNA, 939 nt
Organism: Symbiodinium sp. CCMP2456
Lineage: Eukaryota; Dinophyceae; Suessiales; Symbiodiniaceae
Source: the annotation of a GenBank genome assembly